UUUUUCCCUUUUUGUGUACAUUUUACCCGUCUAAAGUCUAAAGAGAUACUAAAAAAACCCAAAAAAAGAAGACGAAGGAGAAGAGAGAGAAAAUUUUAACACAAAAGUUUGAACAGCAAAAACCUUUCAAAUUCCUUCUUUCUCUCUCUUCAAAUCCGCCAUUGAUGUGAGCUUAAGCAACUAACAACUAUGUCGAAGAUGAAGCAUCUCCUUCGGAAGCUACACAUCGGUAACGACCAUCACAAUCGCCAUCACGCGGCUCGUCGAAUACCUAAUAAUCGAACUCAGUCUACGGAAACUUCGGAAACGACGCCGCCUUCGAUUUCUUCGUCGAAUUCAUCAUCGCCGCCUUCGAUUUCUUCGUCGAGUGAUCCGACGGCGAGGGAAUCGUCUUCGCCGGCGACGGCGCCGGAGAAUGUUAGCGUGAGUGUGAACAGGAGAAAUCCGGCUGAUUUCAAUUUCAUUGAGGAGGAUUUUCAGCUUCAGUUAGCAAUGGCGAUCAGCGCCUCGGAUCCUGAGCCUCGAAACGACGACGAAUCCGACCACCAGAUCAUGGCAGCUAAGCAAUUGAGCCUCGCGUGUUCGCCUUCGGUGCCUGAUAAUGAACGCCUUAGUGAAUUUCUGGCGCUUAAGUAUUGGAACUACAAUGUUGUUCAAUAUGAUGAAAAGGUAGUGGAUGGAUUUUAUGAUGUUUAUGCUAUCGCUUCGCAUUCAAUUGCACAAGGGGAAAUGCCAUUGCUUGUGGAUCUUCAAGCUAUUUCCAUUUUGGGUAACUUUGAUCAUGAAGUUGUCUUGGUGAACCGAUCCAUUGAUGUUCAGUUGCAGCAGCUUGAGAAUAAAGUGUAUGCUAUAUCAGUUGAGUUUAGAGUUCUGGGACAUGGGAUGUUGAAUGGUUUGAUUCAGAGGUUAGCCGACCUUGUUGUUGAUAGAUUGGGUGGUCCUGUUACUGAUGCCGAAGAAAUUACAAAGAGGUGGCAAGUGAGAAGUACUCAGUUGAUGGCUUCUUGCGAUUCCAUUGUUCUUCCUCUUGGUUGUCUUGAUAUUGGGCUCUCACGCCAUCGUGCCUUGCUUUUUAAGGUACUAGCUGAUAGGAUUAAUCUUCCAUGCAUGCUUGUAAAAGGGAGUUUGUACACAGGCACUGACGAGGGAGCUAUAAACUUGAUCAAAUUUGAUGAUGGAAGUGAAUACAUAAUUGAUUUGAUGGCUGCUCCUGGGACAUUAAUUCCAUCAGAGGUGCCUAGCAGUCUUCUUCUGGACACUGCACUGGAAGCACGGGGCUUGUCUGACAGUGCUGCUGCUGUCAGCAACUUAAGUUUGGCUUUUGACAAAGUGGUUGGGUUAGACGGAAAUAUACGUGAUAUUGUUGUGGUUCCUGAAGUUUAUGGCUCCAAUUUGGAAGAAGCAGCCUCCUUAAGUACACAAGCAAAACAUGUGAAUGAGAUUACUGUUAGAUCUGAUUUGAAUGAGAGGUCUACUUAUGCUUUUGAGAAGCCUGUUAGAUCAGGAUCCAGUUUAUAUGAUUGCUCACCAAGUGCUAUUGAAGAAGCAUCACUGGCACAAGAAAAGAAAGUCAAGGAUGUUUCUAAAUAUGUAAUAAGUGCGGCGAAGGAUCCUGAAUUUGCACAGAAAUUGCAUGCCGUUUUGUUAGAGAGUGGUGCUUCACCACCAGCAGAUUUGUUUAUGAAUAUGAGUCCUAGUAUUUUGCGUGAAAAGACAUUGCUUGAAUUAGUCCAACGAGGGAGACAAGAAAUUCUUAGCUCCGGAGAUACUUACAACUUACAAGAUCAUAGGUUUGAGAUGCCACUCAUAUGCCACUUUGGAUUGCAGUCCUUGAACAAUUGUGAUAAGCGUGAAGAGAGUGUUGAUAAUGCAACACAACAGAAUUUGCAUCUUGAUGCAGAUUUUCUGUGUUCUCCUCGACCUGAUUCUGAUGUUGCUCUUGUUGCUGAACCUAACAGAACGAACAAGAGUGGUGCUACAGCUGACUCUUCAAGGGGGUUAUCUGGUCAUGAUGGACAGCGUUCUCGGGGUUCUAGAGGAAAAUUUUUGGAACAAACUAAUUUAGGUGAAGAACCUUGUGUUCAGCUGGAGACUGUCGAGGGACACACUGAGUGCUUUAGCCCCGUCUCUAGUGAGGGGGUCUGCCAUGUGCUUGGUGAGUUUGCAGAAUGGGAGAUACGUUGGGAGGAUCUUCAGAUUGGAGAAAGAAUUGGUAUAGGUUCGUUUGGUGAAGUUUAUCGUGCAGAUUGGAAUGGCACUGAAGUUGCUGUUAAGAAGUUCUUGGUCCAAGACUUAACUGGAGAUGUGCUUGUUCAGUUUAAAUGUGAAGCUGAGAUGAUGAUAAGGUUGAGACAUCCUAAUGUUGUUCUCUUUAUGGGUGCGGUUACUCGUCCUCCAAAUCUCUCAAUCCUUACAGAGUUUCUUCCCCGAGGGAGUUUGUACAGAUUAUUGCAUCGAUCUGGCUCUCAAAUCGAUGAAAAGAAGCGAAUGAAAAUGGCUCUUGAUGUGGCUAGGGGAAUGAAUUAUUUGCACACAAGUCAUCCUACUGUUGUCCAUCGAGAUUUGAAGUCGCCCAAUCUUCUUGUUGAUAAAAACUGGGUUGUAAAGGUCUGUGAUUUCGGUUUGUCACGCUUGAAGCACCACACUUUUCUGUCAUCAAACUCGACUGCUGGAACGCCUGAAUGGAUGGCACCUGAAGUUCUAAGAAAUGAGCCAUCUAAUGAAAAGUGUGAUGUUUACAGUUUUGGUGUGAUAUUGUGGGAAUUGGUUACGUUAUGUGUACCAUGGACUGGGUUAAACCCCAUGCAAGUAGUAGGAGCUGUUGGGUUCCAGAAUAGACGCCUUGUAAUCCCUGAAGAAGUAGAUGUAAAGGUUGCCCAGAUAAUACAGGAUUGUUGGGAAAAUGAUCCUCGUUUGAGGCCUUCUUUCUCACAGCUUAUCACCCGCCUUAAGGGUCUCAAUCGCCUGAUUGUACAGAAAAAUUAAACAAGUGUGAUUAUAUCCAUUGUGUUCAUAGUUAGGAUUUUUUUGCUAUGCUCGAAGAGCUGGAGUAACAGGAGCAGCUGAACUGUGGCUGUGUAAACUGGCUUUUUUGUUGCAAAGAAACAGACAGAACACUGAAAUGUUAGUUGUUGGUUCAUUCGAAGCGGGGACUCGGCACUACCAGUUCAGAAGUUCAAUCUUGAGAGCCUUGGACAUCCUCAAAAUAUUCAUCGGCUGUGCGAAGCACAGUGGAGGUUGCCAUGGGGGUUAGCUGUUGUAGGAUUGCAAGUGUUAAUAUUAAAUACUUCGUAUAUGUGCAAGAAGACUGACAAAAGAAAAUUUCAACGUGUAUAAGUCUAAAUGGGGGGAAAGGAGGGGAGGGAGGGUGGGGGUGGAAAUAAAGUGAAUAAAACCACAGUUUUGUGUUUUGUUUCUUUUCAUUGUACUAUUGUUCUCUAAAAGCAAUUGGAAUUGUAAACACUUGGUUUAUAAUUUUUUUAUUGUGGAAUGUAAAGUGGAAAAAAAGGGAAACACAAGAAAGUUGUUCCCUAAAGUUUUUUUUUUUAGGGGGUGGGUUGGACAGAUACUUGAGUUACAUUGUUUUUCAGAACUUGGGGGGACUCUGCUUUCUGUGUACUCCACGGGUUAUCCCUAACAGCAAAGGUUGUACUUUCUCUCCCCCCUCCCCCCCUAGCCUCUUGGUGCACUACAUGGUUGAAAUUUGUUUACAUCUCUUUUCGUGUCUUUCUGAAUUAUUAGCAUAAUCUGUGAUAUAAUUCUCUAUAUCAAUAGAUUAUUGUUUGGGGUGCUUCAUUUAA
Beta vulgaris subsp. vulgaris (sugar beet) is the source of this 3800-nucleotide messenger RNA. RefSeq names its product serine/threonine-protein kinase EDR1. The coding region runs from base 190 to 2985 and encodes 931 amino acids. Lineage: Eukaryota; Viridiplantae; Streptophyta; Magnoliopsida; Caryophyllales; Amaranthaceae. Gene Ontology annotation, molecular function: ATP binding; protein kinase activity. The record is from RefSeq and is a predicted model, not a curated record. Gene Ontology annotation, biological process: protein phosphorylation. The transcript is spliced from 14 exons.